Molecule: messenger RNA, 1076 nt
Organism: Macrobrachium nipponense
Lineage: Eukaryota; Metazoa; Arthropoda; Malacostraca; Decapoda; Palaemonidae
Product: protein YIPF3-like
Source: RefSeq, a predicted model, not a curated record
UUGUUUGUGCAAACUCUAAUCAAGCCUCAGAAUGUUAUCAGUGUUUGGCUGACUGGUGCAGUGAGUUCCUGUGAUGCAGAAUGGCAUUCUGGUAAAAGUCAUUCAAGGUAUUCAUUUCAGAUAGCAACGAUAUAUUCACCAUGUCACACAAGUGCCAUUCUGUUGUGACCAUAGAGUCGAUUAGUCCAGACACGGACACUUGUUCUUCACAGCUGACUGUGUUUGGCUACUUGCUGAGUCUGUGCAAAUUUGUGAGACCGUAUUUUUCAGUGUCAAACAACAGAAUUCCUCGUAGGAUAGUAUCUUCAAUGGCACCACCACUCUUUUUCCCAGAGUUCCAGCGGUACUCUGACAUGAAAGGGCCUGUAGUGAUUGUAACAUUGUUAGCAUCAAUUCUUCUCUACGGCCUUCAUAGUCCCCAAAGAACUCUUGUUAUGGAAGUUUUGGCUGCAGCAAAGCUCACUGUUGGUUAUUGGCUGGGUUUCUCAUUUCUUGCAUUUUUCCUGGGUUACUUUUGUCAAACGAGUCUUACAUUUUCACAGAUGCUUUCCAUAACUGGGUAUAGCCUAACAGGACACUGUCUUGUCUUAUUAACGGCAGAAGUGCUGCACCAAGAAGAGAACCAUGGUGUAUUCUUUUUCCUUACAACAGUCUUUGGUGGACUUGCCACAGGCAGACUUAUUAUAAUCAUGUUAGCACGUACGCCAGGUCCAGGGCAGCGCCUUGUGAUGUGCUCUACUUUAGCAUGCAUACAUCUUAUGCACUUGAUAUAUAUUCAUUUUGCAUUUAUGAGGAAAAAAUUUGCUGUUUAGUGCAUGACCACAAUUCAGAUUCUGCAGUUUGCUGGUUGUGAACAAAGUAAAAUCUCAGGAUAUCUGUUUUCAAAUUAAAAUAAUUUUGUGUGCUUGUUGUUCGGUUAUAAACCCAUUAAACAUCUUGUGAGGCAGCAUGCAGAAGAUGUAUAUUAAAAACUUAGCUUUCUUCUGUGGAAGUCAUGUUAAAUGGAAAAUGUAGAAAUUCACAAAGCAUUCUUUCUGUAAAUACGAUUAUUGUACUAAUAAAUAAGAAUAUUUUUA